AUGACUGUCCCAAAGCUACCACUGUCAUUCCCCCUGGACCAAGCCGUAGACACAAUUCGGCUCUCCGACAAAGGGUCUUAUUACAUUCUCGAAUUGAACGCUCCACCUGACAAUCGACUAACCCCCUCUUUCAUCACGGCCUUCAUCGAAGCGUUAGACACUCUCAAGUUCUACUACGACCCAAAACCGCUGGUGACAACCUCCACCUCCCCCAAAUUCUACUCCAACGGCCUGGACUAUGAAUUGGCCCAGAAAACCCCCAAUUUCAUGAGUCUCUACUUCUACCCUCUUUUGAAAGCUUUCGUGGACUUCCCCUGGCCCACAAUUGCCAACAUCAAUGGCCAUUGUUUUGCAGGUGCCUUUUGUCUGGCAGCAUUCCAUGACUACAGAGUAAUGAACCCGGCCAAGGGGUGGCUGUGCAUGAAUGAACUCGAGUUCGACGCGCCUCUAAUGGGCCCUCUCAUGUCCAUAUACGUUACCAAGUUUGGAGCUGCUAUAGCCCAGAGAAUCUCGCUCAACGCAGAGAGAUUCACAGCAAAGACAGCUCUCGAAGCCGGACUCAUUCACGCCCACGGAUCAUGGCCAGAGGUCGAAGAAAUCGUGAAACGAAUCGGGGAAUACUCAAACCGGACAUUCUAUAGCCAAAUGAGAGCUGGUAUUCUCAGAAACGUGCUGACAACCAUGGAUUACGACAACGAGACUCGUAUCCUCCACGAAAGAAGAGACAGACUGUGGAAAUACGAGGACGAAAACAAACCAAGAAUUGGAGCACUACUGAGCAAACUAUAG
Yarrowia lipolytica CLIB122 is the source of this 789-nucleotide messenger RNA. RefSeq lists its product as uncharacterized. Gene Ontology annotation, molecular function: delta(3)-delta(2)-enoyl-CoA isomerase activity. Lineage: Eukaryota; Fungi; Ascomycota; Dipodascomycetes; Dipodascales. Gene Ontology annotation, biological process: fatty acid beta-oxidation. The record is from RefSeq and is a predicted model, not a curated record. Gene Ontology annotation, cellular component: peroxisome.